AUAUUUGCAUAUGCAUGAAGCUGGCCUGGCCAUAGCCUAGGAGGUGGAGCCUCUGGGGGUGGGAAUAGGGCGGACCUCUCCCCCCUCCCACAAGCUGGCUGGUAUAUACAGCAGCAGGCUCUGCCCUUGCUCCCGCACUGCUGAGAAGCUGAGCCUUCCUUCUGCGACCCCUGUCCCCCCAGUCCUUUGCUGCUCUCCGCACAGCUGCGCCCUUCUUUGCAGCCCCCCUAAACCCCCUGCAUCCAGCCGACGCCGCCACCUUUGCCUGCCUCUUCCUUCCACCAGGGGCUCUGUGCAUCGUCGCCCCUGCUGCCUUUGCCUUCCACAGCUCUUACUCCAGAUUUCGGGGGACUCCCCCCGCUUCCCUACUCCUCGCUGCUUCAACCCCAGCUCUCCUUACAUCCUCGUCGAGCCACUUAUUUUUACACCCACUGUUGCUUCUUCUCUGGGCUGUUUUGGGGGGCCGUUGCAAUCCCCCCUUUGGGCUUUGCUUCUUCCCACUCUGCGUUGACUGUACCCCCUUUUCGUUGCCUUUAGUCCUGUGCCUAGCGCCUUUUCCCUUCAUCUCUGCUAUAGCUACUGGUGCUCCCGCUUCCUCUUGGGCAUCGCACCCGAGAAUCCAAGGCAGAGAGCCUCCCGCCCGCCGGGCUCGACUCCCUUGGGGGUCUUCCCAGCCCGUUGCGCCUAGGCUUUCUUGAAGCCCCCCCGCCCCCCUCGUGGCCUCUCAUCCACCUUCUCCAGGCCUGCUUCGCCCCCAGCCCCAGAGUCGAAGAGAUGGUCACUGAAAAGGAGAAGAAGACCCGUGGACAGGUGCUGGAGGAAUGGAAAGAGUUCGUGUGGAACCCGCGGACUCGCGAGUUUAUGGGCCGUACCGGGACCAGCUGGGCCUUCAUCCUCCUCUUCUACCUCGUCUUCUAUGCGUUUUUAACUGCUUUGUUCACCCUCACCAUGUGGGUCAUGCUGCAGACUCUCUCAGACCACAUCCCCACAUACCAGGACCAGCUUGCAACACCAGGCCUGAUGAUUCGUCCCAAGACUGAAAACCUUGAGGUUUUGGUCAACCUCAGUGACUCCCAAAGCUGGAAGAAGCAUGUAGAGAUACUUGAUAAAUUCCUGGAGCCUUACAAUGACUCAAUCCAGGCCCAGAAGAAUGAUGUCUGCCGCCCAGGGCACUAUUAUGAACAACCGGACAACGGGGUUCUCAACUAUCCCAAGCGGGCUUGUCAGUUCAACAGGACACAACUGGGUGACUGUUCAGGGCUUAGCGACCCUACCCACUAUGGCUACAGCACUGGUCAGCCCUGCGUCUUUAUCAAGAUGAACCGGGUCAUCAACUUCUAUGCAGGAGCCAAUCAGACCAUGAAUGUUACUUGUGUUGGGAAGAGGAAUGAGGAUGCUCAAAAUCUUGGUGACUUUGCUAUGUUCCCUGCCAAUGGCAAUAUUGACUUGAUGUAUUAUCCCUACUAUGGCAAGAAGUUCCAUGUGAAUUACACGCAGCCCUUGGUGGCUGUAAAGUUCAUGAAUGUGACCCCCAAUGUGGAAGUAAAUGUUGAGUGCCGCAUUAAUGCAGUCAACAUUGCCACUGAUGAUGAGCGGGAUAAAUUUGCUGGCCGAGUAGCCUUCAAGCUUCGAAUAGUAAAGAUCUGAGCCUAAUCACUUGCAACCCUCCCUCCUCAUCUUCCUGUCUCCCCCAGGGCUUUAUGGAAUGUGCUUUCUGGAUGCCUCCUUCCCUGCCUGAUCUCCUUUCCCCCUCCUUCCCCAACCCCCUCCUUGCCCCAAAGCUAUUUUUUAAAACCUAGAACUGUAAUUCCACACCCUUUCUCAACUCCCAUCCCUGUUGGGUGGUAGCCACUUUGAUUGCCUAGAAGAAUACCUUCUCUCACAGUAGCUAUGCCAGAUGUUUAAGAGCAGGGUGGCCAUCUUUGCCCCUUUAUUGCCCAAUUCUAUUCCUAAUGCUGUCCUGGUUCUUUGGCUACAGUGGAAUACUCUUGCAAUCACCCCUUCUCCCCUUUCUCAUUUAUAUGGAGCCAACACACAAUCCCUCUUCUCAGUCUUCAUGGCUUCCUUGGUAGUGGUAGUGAGAGUGGGUCUUGGUGGUGGUGGGGGUCAUUCUUCUACCCUUCACCUACCCUUUCAAAGCUACAGAUGGAUUACAGUGUUCUGGGAAUAAGAUGGGAAACUGUCUUGGCUCCCCCUAUCCCCCAUUUACUAAUCCUUUCCCUCUCCACCAAAAAUUUUUUUGGUGUCCCAUUUUUGAGUGAAGGAUGGGAUCUGUCCACUUCCCGCCCCCCCUCAUUUUCUACACUCCAUUUCCUACUGAAGCCAUUUAAUUUUGCCAUUUCUAGGUCUCCUAUUUCCAGUUUCCUACCCCCCCUCCCCAUAUGGUGGAUGUCUGAGCUGAAAAAAUGGGGUGCCCUCUCCCCUUCCCUGGAAGGGGUAUUUAGAACAGGGAUUCCAUUUUGUUUCUUGACUGGAAAUUCAGAAAUUCCCAUCCUUCCUAUAACCUUGUGAUUGCUGCUCCAAAAGGCUAUUGAGAUAUGUAGUCAAUUUUAUCUCUGCAAGAUUUCCUUAUAAACAUUUCCCUGGAGCAUUUUCUUCCCACCCAGCUCCAUUUUCCAGAGCUUUGGGUGGCCAUCUUUGAACUGGCUUUGUCCCCAGUAGCCACCUUGGAAACCUCAUCUGACCAUGGUAAUAUGCCAUCUCCUUUCUCUGUGCUCCCUAGUUUAGCUUUUCUUGGCAAAUCAUUGGCUAAUUACUAACACUCUUUCCACUUUAAUAUCAACUUGAAAGUUUUAAAUAUUCUCAAUUUUGAAAAUGGCUCCUCUUCCAAACCCCCUCUGCCUUUUUAGCUCUAUAAUUCCCAUAAAAUGUUUAAAGAGGCCCCUGCUCAGAGGUAUUUUUUUAAUCACAGAGGUUUUUUAAUACUUCUCCUUUCCCAUCCCAAUCCAGUCUCCCCUAUUAAUGCUGCACUUUUCUUCCUUGGGUCUGUCCCUUUUCUCUUAAUCAGGCACGGCCUGGGUUCAAAUCCUGCCUUUGAUACUUAUUACCUGUGUGACCAUGGGCAAAUUUUUUAAUCUUUGAGACUCAGUUUCCUCAUCUGUAAAAUGGGGAAUAAUACCUAUAGUUCCUAUCUCACAUGGUUGUUGUGAGGUAAAGUGAGAUUAAUGUAUGUAAAACAUGUUUCAAAACGUAGAUAUAUAAAUGUCAGCUAUUAUUUUGUCUCACCCCCACCUCUAUUCCCAUUUCCCCAUAUCUCUCCGGACCCCCCAGAAGCCUGUCUCUCUACAGUUAUUUAAUGCCUGUGUCAGAUCUACUGUAAAAGAUAAAGUACAAUACAAUGAGAGAUUAUAUACAUAUAUACAUAUAUAUAUCACACACCCAA
This is a messenger RNA of Monodelphis domestica (gray short-tailed opossum), 3382 nucleotides long. It is a transcript of the gene ATP1B2, whose product is annotated as ATPase Na+/K+ transporting subunit beta 2. Gene Ontology annotation, biological process: potassium ion import across plasma membrane; sodium ion export across plasma membrane; intracellular potassium ion homeostasis. NCBI's taxonomy places the organism in Eukaryota, Metazoa, Chordata, Mammalia, Didelphimorphia, Didelphidae. The record is from RefSeq and is a predicted model, not a curated record. Gene Ontology annotation, cellular component: sodium:potassium-exchanging ATPase complex. Gene Ontology annotation, molecular function: ATPase activator activity.